This is a messenger RNA of Schistosoma intercalatum, 2364 nucleotides long. NCBI's taxonomy places the organism in Eukaryota, Metazoa, Platyhelminthes, Trematoda, Strigeidida, Schistosomatidae. The record is from the annotation of a GenBank genome assembly.
UGAGUCUGUAGCGGCAACCAUUCAACUUGGUUAGGCUGCAUAGAUUUGGAGGAAUAUAGGAUUGAUUUGUAAUCCUAGCAGUUAGUUAUUUUAAAGGAUAAAAUAAUGCUUUAUUGAGUUCCCUUAUCUUACCAGAUGAGCCAUUGUCCUGUAGAAUAUUCCAAUCCUAAUUCCCAGAAUACCAUAUCUUAUAUUACCUCAGAUUCUGUUAUUAGUGUCUCGUUCGCAGAUUGUCAGUCGUCUAGUCCUUCAUACCACUCUCUGUCAUCAAGUACGACUCUUCCUGGUGUUGGCUCUUUCUUGGAUAAAUCAAAUCACCUUUCACACUAUUCUCCUAAUAAAUAUUAUGAUACAGAACCUACUGUAAUUCCGGGACACUCUUGCGUUGAGAACACUGGUGUUUUCGAUAACAAUCUUCCUUAUCCAAUAAAAUCGGAGGCCAUUCACGAAAUAGUAUCUGGGACGUUUAUUACUCCAGAUGCGCACAACCAAUCAUGUUUUACAUCUCCUUUACAUCCUCUAAAAUCAUUAAACCCAAGUCUUCCUGUCCAAUCUAGUGAAUCUUUGUUAACUGGUUUCACUCAUCCACUUUCUAUGGACCAUACUGUUUUAGAAGACGGUGGGUUAGAUUUGGAUCGAGUGUUUGUCGCUAUUAUUAAUGAUCGAAAUUCUGAACAUGAUAUCUUUAAUGAUACUGAUGUUAAUUGUGACAGUGAACGCUGCUCAAUUGAUAAAUCAAAUUCCUGUAACAAACAGUUACUUAAUAAUAGUAUUCAGUCGUCUGUUAACCAAAGUAUGCUAACAGAUGAUUCAGCGGACAAAAGUUUAUUAAAGUACUAUCCUGUAGUAGAUACUGAGAAGACAACUCAACAUCAAACCCAUCCAAAAACAUCCCCCAUUUCAGAAGUUGGCCAAACACGCAAGUCGUCUGGAUCAUCUGAAGUUUCAACCCGAAUAUGCGUAGUUUGUGGUGACAAAGCUUCAGGGUUCCAUUAUGGUGUGUCUACAUGCGAGGGUUGUAAGGGUUUCUUCCGACGUGCUAUACAGCGUGACCAAUCAUAUACUUGUGCUAAAAAUGGUACAUGUGAGAUAAAUAAAACGCUUCGUAACAAAUGUCAACAAUGUCGACUCCUCAAGUGCAUUGCUGUGGGAAUGUCGAGAGAUGCUGUUCGUAAAAGGCGUCAUGGUAAAAAACGGGAACAGUCUUCUUGUGAAUCAGUUACCUUGCCUAGUUCAGAUUCCUCAAACAAAUAUGAAACAUCAGCAUAUUCGUCAGGUUCUGCAGACGUAGUUUUAACUCCAUCUGAAGCACAUUUAAAUGAAACUACACUUAAGCCCCAGGAAAUGCCAAUAACAUCAACUAAUUUUCAACCAUCAUCUUCGUCAAUACCAUCUUCUACUAAUAUUUCUUUAACCUUAUGUAAUAAUAAUAAUAGCGAUAAUAGUAACAGUUUGACUAAGGAAGAUCAACAAACUCUAGACAAAUUUGAUCGUUUUUUAAACUAUUGUAAAGAUCAAGCUAUCAAAUAUCAGGCGAAUAGUUGGAAUAUUUCUAAAUCUGAUUAUUAUCACUUAUCAGGAUCUUUAUCAAGACAUCUAUCUCCCAUAAAGCAUACUCCCUAUGAAUUGGGUGAAUCAUUAAAGCUUCUUACAGUGGAUGAAAUAUUUUGUCCUGCUCAACUUAAAUUUACACAUGAAUUCGCCUGUCAUUUAGAGCAGUUCAUACGACUUUCUCAGCAUGAUCAAUCUAUCCUAUUAAGAGAUUGUUUGCCUGAACUUGCUAUAUUAAUGUUAUGUCGCGAAAAUCGGAACAAGACUCAUAUGAACUUUUCAUCUACAUCAAUAAAUUAUCAAUUGAAUUGUUUAUUUAGUCCAUGGUUUCCGAAUGCAGUAGUUACAGAUUCCUCUCUGGAUUGUCUACAUAUGACUUGUGAUAGUAUAACUUCUCAAAGUAUUUUUCAAUUUGCUUCAAGACUUCAACGAUUACAUUUGACAAAUAUGGAAUUUGGACCACUUAUUGGUGUGAUACUUUUUACUCCAGAACGUUCUGAUCUAUUAGAUAUUGACUUUGUCAAUCGUACACAAAAUUUAUGGGCUGAAUUAUUACGUCGUUAUUGUGAAAGUAAUGGAUCACAAACACGUUGUGCUCAUUUAAUUAUGAUUUUAUCUACACUACGUGAACUUGCCUCUAAAAUAACGCAUAAUUUAAAUGCAUGGUAUAAAUUAUCCAAUACUCCAAUGUCAAAUUGUCUUAAAGAAUUUCUUUAUUCUUCCAGUUUUAAUUCAAUGGAUGAUUGUUUUUAAUUAUUGUGUAAUUUUCUUAUGAUUUUUCUUGGUGAAUAAUAGUGAGAGAUAUCUCUUGCC